GACUUACCACGCAGCCCAAGACAUUGCCGUCCACUCCUUUGUCUUCCUCAUUUUCCCAGUCGCUCACAGUCACGGUUUUGUCCGCCAUUUUCAAACAUCUUUUCAACUCUAAGCAAUUUCUAAUCCUAAAACCCCAUAAACCCUAAACUUAACAAAUUUCCAUUUUUACUCAUGGGGUCCAUAAAUUUCAACCCGUUCAAUAACAACUGGUUCAACAAACCAUCAACACCAUUUCAACCGAUUAAUCUUUUAACCCACUUUAAUUCCCUUAAAACCCAGCAAAAUUCCCCACCUUUUGCAGCCAUUUCAAACCCAUUUUCAAGAAAACCCAAAAAAACAGCUCCAGAACAACCGGGUCAUUACCGGAGAAUGCUGGACCAGUUCUACUGGGAAUGCGAAACCCGACCCGACUUAAGGCACGCGCCCGAAGUGGAGAAGAUCCUGAACGAGGACCCGAUUUUCGAGAAGAAGGAGAACCCGACUCAAGAAGAGAUUGAGGAGAAUGACAAGUGGUGGGCUGAGUUUAAGGAAAGCCCAGUGGUCCAGUUCUUGGCCCAAGCUGAAGAGAUUGCGGAUAAGCUUAAUGAGCUUGAGCUGAAAGAGAAUUCUGCUCCUUUUAGAAGUGAAGAUAAGAAAUUGUGGCAGGCAGUGCCAAAUGUGAUUGGAUUGGAUGGGAGGCCAAUUCCCAGAAAAGCCAUAAAGACAAAGAAGGAAUCAAAUGAUAAGUUUUGGGAUUUUGCAAAGCAGUUCUAUUUUGGGCUUUGGGGAUUUCGUCAACGACCAUACCCACCUGGGAAGCCCAUUGAUGCUGCGCAGGCUAUUGGGUACAAAAAGCUUGAAAAGCGAUAUUAUGAUUUUAUUAUGAGGAGCGGUGGGUGGUUUUACAAGGAUCGAUUAGGUCGUUCAAGGGGACCAAUGGAAUUGAUACAGCUUAAGACUGCUUGGGGUGCUGGAAUCAUUGAUAAGCAUACUUUCAUUUGGGGUGAGGAUAUGGAUGAAUGGGCUCCCAUUGGAAUGGUUUAUGGUCUGGAAAAAGCAAUUGCCACUUGGGAAGUUAGAUUAGGUGCUGCUGCUACUGCUUUCCUUCACAAACUACAGAAAGGUAUACCUCCUUGGGUUCCUCUCAAAGGACAUGAGCCGAAGACAUAUAAGCAGAUGCAAGAAGAAGCUUAUGAGAGUAAAAGGCGUGAUUUGGCUGUUUUAGAAGCAAAUGAUGGUGUAUGGCCUGGUGUAAGGACUCCGAGUCAUGCCUUGUUUCUUUGGGCUAGUGGCUCAGAGCUGACAUCAAUUUUGGAGGCUGACCACAUGCCAAACAAAUACAUUCCAAAAGAUCUUAGGAAAGAAUUGGAGAAGGUUAUCCCUGGAUUGAGGCCAUGGGAGGUUCUUAGUGUUGAACAAGCCAUGGAUCAAAUAACAUAUGGUGGUGAAUGGUACCGCGAGCCUCUUGGUACAUACACAACGGGCCCUCCAUAUAUUGCUGACUGGAACAAGGAUGUCAUGAGAUUGUUUGAGAUAUUCCACGACCUCAGUGUCCAAGUGUACAACAAGAUGGAGAGGACAGUUCCCGGUUUCCGUAAAGUAAUGGAGAACGUCGAAAUUGAUUCUGCUGCUAGAGAAACCAAAAGGGAGCAGAAGAGGGCUGCUCAGAAGAGAGCUGAGGAGGAAAUUGCAUUGUUUGGUCGAGUUCGAAGUGAUGAUGAGUAACAUUGCUGGUUCAACUUGACUACACUUUGAACUCAAAAGAACUUUUCUUCUCUUUUCUGUAAAUCAAACUACAGAUGUCCCUGUACAUUGAUGGUUAGAAUCUGAUGCAAUUUAGGACAUGCAACGUUAUGAGAGUGUUUUUUUAGUUUGGCGAUGAGUUAGUAACUUUUCCAGUUCGAGCACUUAUGCAUACAGGUUGCAAAUUGCAACAAUUAGAUUAUCGUUCAACUGAGUUCUACUUCUUUUAAAUUUUUAAUGA
Nicotiana attenuata is the source of this 1963-nucleotide messenger RNA. Its product is annotated as protein TIC 56, chloroplastic. NCBI's taxonomy places the organism in Eukaryota, Viridiplantae, Streptophyta, Magnoliopsida, Solanales, Solanaceae. Bases 172 to 1704 code for a protein of 510 amino acids. The transcript is spliced from 6 exons. The record is from RefSeq and is a predicted model, not a curated record.